This is a messenger RNA of Ilex paraguariensis (yerba mate), 1985 nucleotides long. The record is from the annotation of a GenBank genome assembly. Lineage: Eukaryota; Viridiplantae; Streptophyta; Magnoliopsida; Aquifoliales; Aquifoliaceae.
CCCAAGUCUGGUCUCAUCACUUUCUUUUAUUCCCGAUCCUGGUUACUUUUACUCCAUUCAUAUUUUCUUUCUCAUCCAAGCACGUAGAAAUUCAUUAAGUCUUCGAACAUAUUGCGCUUUUCUGUGCUGAAUUUGGUGUUUUCUUGGGGUUUCUAUCAGUCGGUUUGUAAUGGUGAAAUCGAGUGAAAAUGGGGUUUCUAUACCGCCUUUUCUGUUGAAGUGUUAUGAGAUGGUGGAUGAUCAGUCAACGGACGCUUUGAUUUCUUGGAGUAAUACUAAUGACAGCUUUAUCAUUUGGGAUGAUACUGGGUUUUCGACCGAAUUGCUUCCCAAGUACUUCAAGCACAACAACUUUUCCAGCUUCAUUAGGCAACUCAAUAUCUAUGUGAGCUUCUUUACCUUUAUUGCAAUCUGUUAUCUGGGAAGUCUUUUAUAUAUAAUCAGUGCAUUGUAUUGUGUUGGGAUUGAUGUAGUUCUUGAUCGCUGGGAAUUUUCAAAUGAUGGAUUUAUCAAGGGCCAGAAGCAAUUGUUGAAGAAUAUCAGCAGAAGAAAACAGUCUCAGGGCGUGGUUCAGCGAAAUUCUUCCCAGCAAAAAGACAAAGAUGUUGGAACAAGUGAAGAAAAUAAAACUGUUGGACUGUGGAAGGAAGUUGAAAGUCUUAAGACUGAUAGGAACGCGCUCACGCAGGAGCUAGUUAAACUGAGGCAGCAUCAGCAGACCUCACGGAGUAAGUUAUUGCUCCUGAGAGAACAACUGCAAGGUAUGGAGAAAAAUCAGCAGCAGAUGCUCUCAUUCAUAGUGAUGGCCAUGCAAAGCCCUGGGUUUUUUGUUAAGUUGUUGCAGCCAAAAGAAAAUAACUGGUGUAUGCCUGAACCUGGUAAGAAUGUACUGAAGCAAGUUGCAGAUCAUCAUGAACCACUACAUUCUGAGGGGAUGAUCGUAAGGUAUCAACCGAUGGACGAAUCUUCCGAGCCUCUACCCACACCGACUGCAAAUCCUGAAGAAUCUCUGGUGUUGAAUCUUUCUUCUGAUGAAGUGAAAGAUCUCUUUAUGAACAUUGAUUUCAUGUCAGAGCCUUUGGAUGAAAAAAAAAUUUCUUCGGAAAAUCAUGGCCCACUCAUUCUUCCGGAUCUACCUGAUGACUAUAGUAUGUUGGAACAGCUGCUUCUAUCUAGUCCAUCUUCAGAGCAUGAUGAAGAUGCUGAGCUUGAUCCUGAGGACCGCGCCUACUCUGGAAUGGAUCUGGAGUCAACAUGGUGUGGAACCCAGCUGGAGAAUUCUAAUACGCAAAAAAUUAUGAAGGAAGGAUUGGAGAAAUCUCAGAGUAUGAAGAUGGAUACAAUAGCGCUUGAAGGCCGGCCUGAUUGCCCUCAAAAUGUGGAAAUUUUAACUGAACAAAUGGGGCUUUUAGCUUCUGAAAGAGGCCACAAGCAUUAAAAUGUCUAUCGUAUCGCUGCAGAUGUGGCUACUAGUAAAUCUCCUGAAGCUCUAGUACUUUAAAGCAUAACUUAUUCUGGAUGCACCUUGUUCACUCCAUCUAUUCGUUUUUCAUCCACACAUGUAAGUGGGUUCAAUUUUCUCCAUUCCAAAAUGCAUGCAAACUAUUCUGCAAGUUACAAAAAAGGAUGGUUGGUGUCUGCGUCACUUGCAGAUAUUGGCAAGAUGGCAUCAUCUUUUCACUACAACUUGUAGGAGGAUUGGGUAGUGGUUUUGUUAUACAACCCUCUCAAGAUAAAAGGAAUGACAUAUUACGCUAGUAUUGGCAAAUUUUCUCAAAAUCUUGUUACCUUACUCUUUAGUCUGUUAGUAUACUGGAAACAUACCAUAUUACAUGCUAGUGAGGUUAAUGUUUCCUGCUCUGAUUUCUCAAUGCUCUGUUUUGCUGCUAGCAUUUCAGCUUUCUCACAGGAAUACGAUUUAGCUGCGGGCGAGUGAUCUUGUCUUUGGUUUAGCAGUAAUUGCUGUGGAAUGUAUAACAUUUAAA